Molecule: messenger RNA, 1314 nt
Organism: Talaromyces amestolkiae
Lineage: Eukaryota; Fungi; Ascomycota; Eurotiomycetes; Eurotiales; Trichocomaceae
Exons: 1
Coding region: 1-1314 (437 amino acids)
Biological process (GO): chromatin organization; regulation of DNA-templated transcription
Cellular component (GO): nucleus
Molecular function (GO): DNA binding; chromatin binding
Source: RefSeq, a predicted model, not a curated record
AUGGCACUUUUACGCAACAGAGUCAUUGGAUAUCCUGCAUUGGCUCCUGCACCAUCUCCAGCUCUUACUCAGCCCGUACCAACAGCCAAGGCUUUGGUAGAAGCAUCUACGCCGUCCGUGGUGCAAAUAGCUCCUGGGACUGCUACUUCGGCUUUUUCUAGCCUUGCCCAAAGCAUACCGAGCAGCAGUCAGCUCGUUGCAAAUGCCCAGCUGCAAGGUAUUCCCCUUCCCGCACCGGAUUUAUCUAUCAAUCCUACCAUCACGCCGAAGCAGCCGACCCCGCUAAAUUCGUCUCCAAGCAAGACCAGCGUCAAAAGCCGUAAGCGGCGAAACAAGCGAAAGCGGAUUCAUGAUAGCGAGGAUGAAAUCAAAGCCCAUGACACAAGUUCGGAUGAUGAAUUAGAAGAUCAGUUACCGUCUGCGAGGCAAACAAAGUCCGGUCGUCAUGUCAAUCGGCCUACCUUUUUUGCUCCAUCGCCGGAGCCUGUUCCGAUCUCAAGGCAGAAGUCGUCUCCAUCAGGCUCGACAACUACUGCCCCCGCAAAGAGGCGCAGGAAAGUUUAUCGCAAGAACGGAAAAGAAAUAAAUGUCACUUGUCGGCACUGCCAAAGAGGUCAUAGUCCUGUCACCAACAUGAUUGUAUUUUGCGAUGAGUGCAACGACGCCUAUCAUCAGUAUUGCCAUGAUCCUCCUAUCAAGCAAGAACUUAUUGACGACAAAGAUGCACAGUGGUUCUGCAGUGAAUGCCGGCCUGAAACACGGCACCGAGUUUUAUUGAAGCUGAAACUGCCACCUCUGCAAAAGGAUAUUCCUUCAAUCGAAACGCCAGUAUUAUCGAUUCCUCUUGUUGGUGGGGAGCAGUUCACGGCAGAGGAACAACGCGGUUAUCUGUCGUCCCUUUCGCAUGCUGCUCUCGUUGACAUGCUAGUUACUCUCUCCAAGGCGAACCCAGCUCUGCCGAUAUUCCCCGAGAACUUGAAGGAUCUACAACAUUCAAAAUUCGCCGUCGCCGCCGUGACAGCAACGAACCCUGUUGACUCUGCCGAAGUGGCAAUGGAAGCAAAGGAUGCAACAAGUCCUGGUGUUGAUGAAGAAGAUUCUGACGCAGAAUCCGACUCUGGUUCGGAGUACGAAGUAGAAGAGCACCGCCUAUAUCCGCGGUCUGGCAACGGAUUCCAUCUGCCACCGGAGGAAGAUGACUUUGAUAUACUCCUUGAUGAUCCUGCAUGCCCAACAUUCAGCUACACACUGCAUAGCUAUCCUGGGUCAAAUCCUCAUGUCGACACCACGCCGGUAGUACAAGUUGGAGGCUAG